Molecule: messenger RNA, 1225 nt
Organism: Boeremia exigua
Lineage: Eukaryota; Fungi; Ascomycota; Dothideomycetes; Pleosporales; Didymellaceae
Exons: 2
Coding region: 161-964 (267 amino acids)
Source: RefSeq, a predicted model, not a curated record
CUUCAUUGAUUCUGUGUUGACGUCUUUCGUUACGCUUUGCAAGCAAACUUCUUGCCCUUCUUGACAAUACAUUCUUUUGGCUGUGCCAGUCCCUCAUUUCAUCUUCAAAUUCGGCCAUCCUGUGCAUCGUACCCGACAUCUCCCCAAUCAACAAGUCAACAUGAAGUCCGCUCUCGUUCUUGCGCUUGCCGGCUCCGCUGUGGCAGCUCCAUCUUUCGGUGACUUCCUCGACGCUCUCUUCGGCGGCGACAAGCAGCACGACUCCCCACAGCCUUCGGACUUCCCCGACUUCCCACCCGCCGGCACUGGUUCAGUGCCUCCUUUCCCCUUUCCCACAGCGACUGGUGCGCCCUUUCCUCCAUUCCCCACUGGUACUUCAGGUGUUCAGCCGUUUCCCUAUCCCGGCUCUGAUAGCCAGGAGAAGCGUAACAUCAAAGCUCUGCACAUCGACUACCAGCUCGCGCCCAUCGCUGCUCCCAUAGUCAAGAGGCGCGAAUUAAAGUAUCGCCAGCUCGACGGCUCCGCACUCCCUUCUUUCAGCCUUCUCGACCCGAACGACACGCCUACGGCGACUGAGCCUGCAACCGGUCUGCCCACUGAGCUCCCUGGUCUUCCUACCGGAACGACUAUCCCAGAGCUUCCUACUGAAAUCCCGUCUGGAUUCCCCGGCCUACCCACUGGGUUCCCCACACCCCCUGCCGACAACCCUUCUACUCCCCCUCCCGCUCCAACGGGCGAUGCGCCCUUCCCAUUCCCGACGGACGCACCAUUCCCUACUGCCCCUGCCGGUACAGGCGCUCCUGGCUUUCCUGGUCUGCCUACUACUUUCGGCACCGUGACCCGCGGCCCCGUUCCGACCGCUGCACCUGAUGCGCCAGGACACGAAGAAGGAGAGCAAACACAGAAUGGCAACUAUUGGUUGGAGUUCAUUAGUGACCUGUUGAACGGUGAUCGGGGUGCAUGAAAUCAGAACUGGGAUUUUUGGAGCUUACUACAUAAGCACCUGCGGGAGGAAUGGGAUGAUUGGGGGGUUAGGCCAUCUUGAUGGUGGCUCUCUUCACUUCUAUAGCACAAUGUAGGGUAACAUAAAGCGGAGAAAUCUGAUACCUGAAUGCUUCGCAUGUUCACCACGACGCUGGACAUGGUUUCACACGUACACUGGUACUACAUUUUUACACGCACGUUCACACACGCACGUUCGACCAGCCAGUUCGCUAGAUGCAAC